AACCGUUGCUAGCGCGUUGCUGCACAUUAUUACUCGAUUGAACAUUGAAGAGUAAGUAAUAAUAUCAGAUUCAAGUUCAAUACAUAACCAAAAAAAAAAAAAAAAAAAAGAGUAGUAGAUAAAAUAAAAAUGAAAUUGGCGGCCAUCAUCAACACUGGCACUGGCAGCAGCAGCAGCAGUAGUGGUUUCUUCUUCUUCUUUGAUUCAGUUGCAUCUUCUCCAAGUAGAAGUAGAAGUAGAAGUAGAAGUCAGCACCAGCGGUACCGGAGGUGGGGUCCAGUGGUGGUGUCAUCAUCAUCUCGUGCGGCGGAGCAGGAGCUCUACACCGUGCUUGGCAUCAGUCCCAAUGCCUCCUCCUCUGACGUCAAACGGGCUUAUCGCCUUCUCGCCCGUAAGUAUCAUCCUGAUGUUAGCAAGGAUUCAAAAGCUGGUGAGGUAUUCAAGAGUAUCCGUCAUGCAUAUGAAGUACUGUCUAAUGAAGCAACAAGGACUCAGUAUGACCAAGAACUCAAAUUUCAUGAAGAUACUGACAGGCCAUAUAGAGGAAAAUGGGACCAAAGCCCUGAAUAUGAAGCCAGGGUAAGGAUUUAUAGGUGGGCUGAACUGAGGUGGAAAAUGCAACAUGAGAGACAUUGGGAACGUUAUAAUGUCAGGGAAGAUAAUUCCUCCGAUAAUGAAGUAGAUGAGGUGGUUGAAGAAGGGAAUACAGAUGAAGAGAGAGGUCCCUUCACCGAAGUGCUUAGAUCUGCCUUUCUAUCUUUAUUUUUACUGCAGACAUUUGGAUCCAGAUUGUCUCUCACUUUUAGUAGCCUCAUGGCUUUGUUCGAUAGGAAGUUGGAUGCUGGGUAUAAGAUUGGUUAUGUAAUUGCAUGGAUAUUGGGUGGGAGGGGUGGUGUUUUGCUAACAUUGUGCCUCUCAUUUGCAAGUUGGGUUUGUGGAAAAACCAGUAGCAGUAUAGUUGCUCUAGUGGUGGUAGCCAUGUGGGUAGGCUCCAAUCUUGCAAGGUAUGCACCACUUCCACAGGGCGCACUGCUUACUCUUCUGUACAUGUCUAUUAAGCUGCAGGUCGAUUUAAAGUAAUUCUUGCCACUCCUAUCUUAUCUUCUGUAAUAAAUUACAGGUCUUUGUUCUUUAGAAUGAAGUUGUGCAUAUGCUGACAUAUGAUGUUCUUCUUGUUGUACAUACUACAUAGACUCACCUGUUGGAUAUAAAACUCUAGUGUCUACAGGUUUGAUGAAUAGAAUUGUAAAAUUUGCAGAUUAGACAUUGAAAUUCUUGUUGGACCAAGAAUUUGGAUUCGUCAGAUCUUAUAAUUUUGGAGCAAAAUAUACCUGUUUUGAUUGUAUUA
Messenger RNA from Quercus robur (English oak), 1348 nucleotides. RefSeq lists its product as uncharacterized. Gene Ontology annotation, cellular component: cytoplasm. The record is from RefSeq and is a predicted model, not a curated record. NCBI's taxonomy places the organism in Eukaryota, Viridiplantae, Streptophyta, Magnoliopsida, Fagales, Fagaceae. The transcript has 3 exons. Gene Ontology annotation, biological process: protein refolding. Bases 130 to 1080 code for a protein of 316 amino acids.